Exaiptasia diaphana is the source of this 739-nucleotide messenger RNA. Its product is annotated as sporulation kinase A. The annotation marks the transcript as partial. The transcript has a single exon. Gene Ontology annotation, biological process: signal transduction; phosphorylation. Gene Ontology annotation, molecular function: phosphorelay sensor kinase activity. Lineage: Eukaryota; Metazoa; Cnidaria; Anthozoa; Actiniaria; Aiptasiidae. The record is from RefSeq and is a predicted model, not a curated record.
AUGGCCAAAAACCAGCUGAUCGGUUUGGUUUUGUUGGGUUUCGAUCGCUCGUCGUCGAUGAUCCGCAAGAGUGACGCGGCCCUGCUCCUACAACUCGCGGAGCAGGCCAGCCUAGCGUUCCAGAACGCCGCCCUCUACCGCGAGCAACAGGAAAGGCUCGUGCGUUUGCACCGCGCAGAUCGCCUUGCGGCCAUGGGUCAGCUGGCCGCUGGUGUGGCCCACGAGGUGCGCAACCCACUCACCGCAAUCCGCUCCACCAUGCAAUACCUCGGCACCACGGUCGAAGGAUCUCACCGCGAGCUCUUCGAGGAUCUUAUCGGCGAGGUAGAUCGCAUUGAUCACAUCAUCAGCGGUCUUUUGAACUUGGCGCGAACCGGCAACCUCCAACGCUUGCCGGUGGAUUUGGCGGACCUCACCGAGCAGACCGUCCGCUUCCUCGAUCAUCGCGCACGAAAACAAAACGCCAAGAUCUCCGCCCAAAGCUCCGAGCCGAUCAUGGUCGAAGCCGACCCCAACCAACUGCGUCAGGUCUUCCUCAACCUCAUCCUGAACGCGUUGCAGGCCAUGCCCGAAGGUGGCUCGAUCAUCGUCGAUUGCCAAAUCGAGCCCGAUCGAUCCCGCCCUUCACAAAGUUGGGCGCAGAUUCGAAUCAUCGAUGACGGGCCGGGCAUUCCCGAGGAGGUUCUACGCAACGUGCUCGAUCCGUUCUUCACCACCAAGAGCGAAGGGACAGGAUUGG